Molecule: messenger RNA, 3216 nt
Organism: Emiliania huxleyi CCMP1516
Lineage: Eukaryota; Haptophyta; Isochrysidales; Noelaerhabdaceae
Exons: 4
Coding region: 1-3216 (1071 amino acids)
Source: RefSeq, a predicted model, not a curated record
AUGGCCUGCGGCGCGCGGUCAGCCUUGCCGGGCGGCCACGACCUUGGCGAACAGCUGUAUUUUACGGGCCCAAACCAUUCGUUUGAGGAUGGCGACAAGCUCACGCACGGCAAGCAGGGCGAGGUCGUCGGCCCUGCGACCGGCGAGCACCAAGGUAAUGGCCUGAAGAUGCAGUUUCCAGGGAACAAAGUCUCCAUAAACUGCUCUCUGUCAAACCUCAGACGCGAGCGGCCGCCGCCUCUGCCGGGCGAUCACGACCUUGGCGAACAGCUGUACUGGACGGGACCGAGCCAGUCGUUUAAAUCUGCAAACACGCUCGCGCACGGCCAGCAGGGCGAGGUCGUCGGCCCUGCGACCGGCGAGCACCAAGGCAAUGGCCUGAAGCUGCUGUUUACAGGAAACACGGGCCCCAUAAACUGCUAUCUGCCCUGGCUCAGCCGCGAGAAGCCGCCGCCUCUGCCGGGCGAUCACGAGACCGGCGAACAGCUGUACUUCACGGGACCGAGCCAGUCGUUUGAGAGUGGCGAUAAGCUCACGCACGGCCAGUCGGGCGAGGUCGUCGGCCCUGCGACCACGGCAGCGCACCAAGGCAAUGGCCUGAAGAUGCAGUUUCCAGGGAACAAAGUCGCCAUAAACUGCUCUCUGCCCCGGCUUAGCCGCGAGAAGCCGCCGCCUCUGCCGGGCGGUCACAGGCUUGGCGACCGGCUGUACUACACGGGCGUGAACAAGUCGUUUAAAUCUGGAAACAAGCUCAUGUACGGCCAGCAGGGCGCGGUCGUCGGCCCAGCGACCGACAAGCACCAAGGCAAUGGCCUGAAGCUGCAGUUUCCAGGGAACAGAAGCUCCCAAUCGGUCAACAUCGCCUCCCUGAGCCGCGACGAUCCGUGCGCCGUGUCCUCCGUGCCCGAGAAUGUACUGCGAGCGCGCCGAGCGCUUGCCGCGCGCAGGGAGGAGCAGGAGCGGGCUGCAGCGGCGGCGGCGUCGCGGGCGGCAGAGGACAACGCAGCGGAGGCGGAGCGGCGGCAGCAGCUGGCGGCGGAGCUCCUGGAGGAGGAAGCAGCGGCCAAGGCGCAGCCUCCCCUGCAGGAGGCGGGAAGGAGGAGGAGGAAGAAGCAGAGUGGCUUUCGCGGGUCGAGGAGCAGCACAACCGAAGGAGCAGAGGGAUCGGCCGACUGCAGCGACUCCACCUCUAGGGCGGCGCCAGCGCGCGAGUCGGCUUCAGAGAGCGACGAGGAGGAGCGCGUGACGCCAGCCGAGGAGGCGCGACGGGCGGAGGAGUCGGAGCGGGCGGCGCGGCAAGAGAGGCAGGCGAGGCUGCUCGAGGCGGCGCGGCGGGAGAGGGAGGAGCGCUUGGAGAGGGAGGCUAGGGCUGAGGCGGCGGCCGCGGCUGCGGCGGAGAGCGAGGCUCGCGGCAGGCGACAGCAGGCGGCGCGAGCGGCGGAGGAGGAGCGGAAGCGAGCGGUGCGGCAAGCGCUGGUGGACGAGAUGGAGGCGCAGGCGCGGCAGGAGGAGGCGGCGCGGGCCGCGGCACCGCUGAGGACGACGCAGGCUGAGCAGUCCAGCACGCGGUUGGCGAUCGAGCAGGCACUCUCCCAGGCUAGGUCAGACGCAGCUGUGGCGAGAGUUCGCGAGGCGACGGCGGGGUCAGAGGCGGAACAGGCGAGGCUGGAGGCGGAGGCAGCAAGGGCGAGGGAGGAGGAGGCGAGGGGGCGGGAGGAGGCGGCGAGGUCAGAGGCGGAAGAGGCGACGGCACGCGAGGAGGCGCUCACCGUGCGACUCGCGGCGCUCGAGCUAGGACCCCCACCGGCCGCCUCGCCACCGACAGCCGCAAACAACGCUGUGGGAGGAGACGUUGGCAGCCCCUGCCGCGCCACGCUGCCGCAGAAGGUCUCGCGGAUCUGUGCGCAUUUGGGCCUGGACGCGCGCUCCUCGCUCUCUGCGGCGGUGGCGGCGGCGAACGAGAGCACAGGGGUCGCCGCUGAGGGCGGGCUUCUGCAACAGGUGGACCGGCUGAUCGCGAUGCUGUUUGGGGGACCGCAGACAGGUAUCGGUCCAGUGCGAUAUGACGUUGACGAUGCGAGUGAGGAGAGGCACUUCAAUUCGGAGGCGCUGCUCUACUCCCGCGCCGCCGCGGCGUACCAGAUCCUCUCCUCGGGCAGCUGCGAGGCGCUGGCCAAGUUCGAGAGCGGCCGUCCGCCCACCGGCUCGGACAACGCGCUGCGCCUCAAAAACGAGGCUGGUCGCUCGAUGGCUUCGGCGCCCAAGAAGCGGCAGCUCGGCAAGGUGUUCGGCCUCGGAGCGAAGACCGCCAUCGACCUCGUCGAGGCGGCGGUGAGUCUUCACCGCUGCCGGGUCAUCGCGCAUGCCCGCCAGUGCCUCGCCACCUGCCCUCCGCUCACCCUGACCGAGGUCACCUGCGGUGGCGCCGGCGACGUGGACGGCGCGGGCGCCAGCCUCGCCACCCACCUUACGGAGUCGAUGCGGGCCUGGCCGGCGCAUGCCAGGUGCGGCUUACCUGCCUCGGCGGACUCAUGGGUCGAGCUCAUGGCUCGCCCGGCUACCUGGAUCGACGAGCCUUUCUUGAGGCUGUGUGCCCACCUCAAGGAGGUCGAAAUCGAGUACCGGGCGGUGACCGCCGACGGCGCACGGGCACGGGGCGGCGUCAUCCGGCCCACGCCCCCGUGCGCUGCCACCGCCCGCGUCGUGCUUGCCCUCUGGGUUCAACAGCACUACACGGCGAUCCUGCGCGUCGUCGACUCACCCGCACCCGCUCCAGUCGACCUGCUUGGGGGUGACGCGUCGGCUGGAGUUACGACCCAAGGCCUCGACCUCUGGCUCGUGCCCGCCGCGUCGCACUCUACCGCGACGGAGGCGGAGGAAUGGGACGCGCCGACCGCGGGGGAGGACUCGUCGCUGCCCGCGACCCCGAUCAGGCCUGGCCCGCCCGACUUGCCCAGCCGGCCCCUUCGCGGAGAGUCCGCGCGCCGGCCGCCGGCCAAGCGAGCCCAUCCGGGCGGCACCAUCCGGUCCAACGCUGGGGAGGCGCUCCGCAGCAUGCUCCGGCGGAAGGCGUCUGAGGGCGUGGCCCUGACGGUGAGCCAGCGCGCCGUUGAGGGAGCGCUUGCCCGCUGGGACGAGGGCGCCCCCACGCCCGAGGACACCGCGCUCCUCGCUCCUUUCCCGAUGGCAGCCCCCAAUGACCGUAGACAGAAAUGA